AUGUCUGUGGAGAUGAGUACUCAGACUGAGAAGGACGUUCCCAACAGAGUCCUGCUUCCACUGGAGACUCAAGAGACCCUGGACCCAAAAGGGUCUCCUGCUUCCUCACUUCCUGGUGCCACUGGACCUCAGGCAAAGGCACAGAAGUAUGUUGGCAUCAGAAACUGGUUAACUGGCGAGAUUCUGCAUGACAUACUGCAUAGGCAGGCUCAGAAGGGAAAGUCCUGCAACGGGGGACACUGUCUGGGUUCCAUCAUGUUUCCACCCCACCUGAGCUCCAAGCCCCCUGAGCUUGAAGACAGCACACAGAGACUCCUAGAGCAGGCCACGGACUUCAUCAACCAGUACUACACGGCCAUCGGGAGGGCCCACAUGGAAGCUCAUUUCCAGCGCUUGUCCGCUGUGCGGCAUGAGAUCGAAUCUACGGGAACCUACCAACUCCAUAAGACAGAGCUGAUCUUCGGGGCCAAGCAGGCAUGGAGAAACGCGGCCCGAUGUGUGGGUCGCAUCCAGUGGUCCAAGCUGCAGGUGUUUGAUGCCCGGGAUUGCAGUUCUGUAAAGGAGAUGUUCUCCCACAUCUGCAACCACAUGAUUUAUGCUACAAACAAAGGCAAUAUCAGGUCUGCCAUCACGGUGUUCCCUCAGAGGAUACCGGGGGCAGAGGACUUCCGUGUGUGGAACUCCCAGCUAAUCCGCUAUGCAGGGUACAUCCAGCCGGAUGGCUCUGUGGUCGGGGACCCCGCCAACGUGGAAUUCACAGAGAUUUGCAUUCAGAUGGGCUGGACACCCCUAGGGGGGCGUUUUGACGUCCUGCCGCUCAUCCUCCAGGCCCGGGGAGAGCCCCCACAGAUGUUCCCGCUGCCUUCUGAGCUGGUCCUGGAAGUUGCCAUAACACACCCGACGCUGCCCUGGUUCGCGGACCUGGGCCUCCGCUGGUAUGGCCUCCCUGCCGUGGCCAAUAUGAUGCUGGACGUAGGGGGGCUGGAAUUCACAGCCGUGCCGUUCAACGGCUGGUACAUGGGAACAGAGAUCGGAACACGCAACUUCUGCGAUCCCUGCAGAUAUAACCUGCUGGAGGAGGUGGGGCGUCGCAUGGGGCUGGAUGUCGGCAGGACAUCAUCCCUCUGGAAGGACAAAGCUGCCGUAGAGAUCAACCUCGCAGUGCUGCGCAGCUUCCAGCAGGAAAAUGUGACAAUCAUGGACCACCAUGCAGCCACGGAGUCAUUCAUGAAGCACCUGAGUAACGAGUACCACACUCGGGGAGGCUGCCCAGCAGAUUGGGUGUGGAUCGUGCCUCCCAUCUCAGGCAGCCUUACACCUGUUUUCCAUCAAGAGAUGUUAAACUACGCCCUCACUCCCUCCUUCCUAUACCAGGUCGACCCCUGGAAGCUUCCCGGCUUCAGUAUAACACAAGGCGUUCGGAGAAAGAUAAGCUUCAGAAAUGUGGCUGAAGCAGUGAAGUUCUCUGCUGUGAUGAUGGUGAAGGCUAUGGGGAAGCGCGUGAAGGCCCAGAUCCUCUAUGCCUCAGAGACGGGACGUUCUCAAAGCUAUGCCAACAUCCUGAGAGACAUCUUCAAGCGGGCCUUUAACCCCCAGGUGGUCUGCAUGGACGACUACGACGUGGUGAACCUGACACACGAGAACCUAGUCCUGGUGGUGACAAGCACAUUUGGGAAUGGGGACCCCCCAGAGAAUGGAGAGAAAUUUGCCAAAGCACUGAUGGAGAUGAUGCGCCCUGCACUGGAGCAAGAGCACCACAAGAGGAGCUACAAGAUCCGCUACAACAGCUUACCUAAGUUGGAUGACAAUCCUGUCAGGCUGAAGAGACCCCCAAGUGCGCCCAGUACGACAGACAGUGUUGGCCCACUAGGAACUCUCAGGUUCUCUGUGUUUGGUCUGGGCUCACGGGCCUACCAACACUUUUGUGCAUUUGCUCAUGCUGUGGACACACGUCUAGAGGAGCUAGGUGGGGAGCGAAUCCUGGAGGUGGGCGUAGGUGAUGAGCUGAGCGGCCAGGAGGAGGCUUUCCGGACCUGGGCCAAGGAUGUCUUUAGGGUGGCCUGUGACACUUUCUGCAUCGCUGAUGACUCUCAGCUGGAUAAGGAGGAUGACAUCUUUUCCUGCCAAUGGGAGGCUGACACGUAUCGGGUUUCUGUUAAGUCCACUCACACUGAUGUCUCGACAGCCUUGUCAAAGCUUCACAAGAAGCAGGUGUCAGUGGCAACAAUCAUCUCCACACAGAACCUGCAGAGUGAGCAGUCCAGCCGCAUCACCCUGCUGGUGAAGUUGAAAACUGAUGGGCAGCAGCAGUUGCAGUACCAGCCUGGCGACCACCUGGGCAUCUACCCCACCAACCCAUCCUCUCUGGUGCAGGCCGUGUUAGGCCGUAUUCCUGACCUGCCUCCCCUCCACAGCAGUGUUGCCACUGAGAUACUGAAGGGCAGGAAUGGCCACAGUGUGUGGGUCCCAGAGGAUAGACUCCCCUCUUGCACCCUCCACCAGGCCCUGUCCAAUCUUCUGGACCUCAGCAGCCCCCCCAGCCCACACUUCCUGCAGCUCCUCUCUCAGCAGGCCACUGUAGAAGAUGAACGACAGAGACUGUAUGUCCUCGGACAGGGGGGCGUGGAGUACGAAGUCUGGCGCUGGGGGCUCAUGCCCACCCUCGAGGAGGUGCUGGAGGAGUUCCCGUCGGUCCGACUGCCGUGCUCCCUGCUUCUCAGCCGGCUGCCUCUGCUGCAGCCCCGCUACUAUUCCAUCAGCUCCUCCCCACAUGCCUGUCCAGGCCAAAUACACACCACAGUCGCCGUGGUCCGGUACCACACACAGGGUGACCGAGGCCCCCUGCGUCUGGGGCUUUGCUCUGAUUGGCUUCUCCACAUCUCCCCUGGACAGACCAUUCCCUGUUUCGUCAGAAGGGCACCUUCGUUCCAUUUGCCCUCGGAUGAUUCUGUCCCCUGCAUCCUAGUGGGACCUGGGACAGGCAUUGCCCCCUUCCGAAGCUUUUGGCAACAGAGGCUGUAUGAGAUUGAGGAGGCAGGGAGGACUCCGCAGGGAUUGACGCUGGUCUUUGGCUGCCGUAAUUCCAAGUUUGACCACAUCUACCGGGAGGAGGUAGAGGAUGCCAGGAUGAGGGGGGCCUUCAGAGCCGUCCACACGGCUUAUUCCCGGGAAAAGGACAUGGAGCCUUUAAGCGACAGGGAUCCUCCACUUCGCUACGUCCAGCAUAUUCUCCGGCAGCGAAUUGGGCAGGAGGUGUGCCAGACUCUGUGCCGGGAUACGGGCCACAUUUAUGUCUGCGGGGAUGUUACCAUGGCGACGGAUGUCCUGGCAACACUCCAGGAGAUCCUGAUGGAGCGAGAGGGGAUGACCAAAGAUGAGACAGCAGACUUCCUCACCAAUCUGAAGGACCACGGUCGCUACCACGAAGAUAUUUUUGGGGUUACGCUGCGCACACAUGAGGUUACCUCAAUGCUCCGUGGGCAGCUUCGUGUCCAGCAGGAGAAGGCUGAAAGGAAGCCACUCAAAUGAGAUACUUUGGCUCACAAGAUCCACUAAUUUUCUAGCUUAUGUGAAGCUUUGUAGGAUUGGGUGGCGGGUAGAAGAUGUCGGUCAUGAAAACCUGGGGGGCAGAGACGCUAACUUAAGCCCCCCAGCACUGACGGAGGGAAGGAGCGGUUACAGUGGAUAUCUAUGAUUUUAGCAUGGCUGACAGUUUCAGGGGUCUAACUAGCUACAUUCUAGAUAAAACACGUAUUUCAAUAAAUCAAACAGACGUGUUUUCCUUGGGUCUCUUCGCAAUGCUUUAUAAAUUCUAGAUAAAUACUGUCUGAUAACUCUGUGUUCAUAAUACAUUGUUUGCUGUGUGUGAUAUACUCUGCAUACUAUCAUUAACAUAAUGCAGAUAAUGUUUUUUAUGACAAUAAAUAGACAUGAAACACA
Brienomyrus brachyistius is the source of this 3939-nucleotide messenger RNA. Its product is annotated as nitric oxide synthase, endothelial-like. Gene Ontology annotation, molecular function: flavin adenine dinucleotide binding; heme binding; FMN binding. The transcript is spliced from 26 exons. Bases 1 to 3528 code for a protein of 1175 amino acids. Lineage: Eukaryota; Metazoa; Chordata; Actinopteri; Osteoglossiformes; Mormyridae. Gene Ontology annotation, biological process: nitric oxide biosynthetic process. The record is from RefSeq and is a predicted model, not a curated record.